AAACAAAUAAAAGUUAAGUGAGUUUUUAAUUAUCGACCGCUGCAUAUCGCGAAUGUCAUGCACCUGAAUUAAAUAUUAAAUUAAAAUAAAUAAAGCAAUUAAUAUAUUAGUUAAAUUAAACCUAUCAUAAUUUUAAUAAUGGAACUAUUAUGUAAAUAUUUAAGCAAAGUAAAUUUAAUUGGCAAGAGAAGUAGUGCACCAUUCUUGCAGAAAUUUCUCAGUGCUAGGCUGCCACAUGAAACAUGUUCAUUUUAUUCAAAGAAGGUAUCAUUAACAGAAUUCAAGCCAGUUGAAAAGAUCCGUAACAUUGGAAUAUCAGCACAUAUUGAUUCAGGUAAAACAACAUUAACCGAACGAAUACUUUUCUACAGUGGUCGAGUUGAUGAGAUGCACGAAGUGAAAGGGAAAGAUGGAGUUGGAGCUACAAUGGAUUUUAUGGAAUUGGAGAGGCAGAGAGGCAUUACCAUUCAGUCUGCUGCCACGUACACAGAGUGGAAAAAUUAUAACAUCAAUAUUAUUGAUACACCAGGCCACGUUGAUUUCACGGUAGAGGUAGAAAGAGCAUUGAGGGUGCUUGAUGGUGCUGUUCUCGUUCUCUGUGCUGUCGGUGGAGUUCAAAGUCAGACAUUUACUGUUAACAGACAGAUGGCUAGGUACAAUGUUCCUUGUUUGGCUUUCAUCAAUAAACUUGACAGAACCAACUCCAAUCCAAAAAGAGUUCUUGCACAGUUGAGAUCAAAAUUGAAUCACAACGCGGCCUUCCUUCAGCUGCCCAUUGGACUGGAAUCUCAGCAAAAAGGUCUAGUUGACCUUCUGCACAUGAAAGCCAUCUACUUUGAAGAACCACAAGGGCUAAAAUUAGUAGAAGAAGCCAUUCCAGGUGAGAUGCUGAAAGAAGCGGAGGAAAGAAGACAAGAGUUGAUUGAAUGUGUUUCUAAUGCUGAUGAAAUUCUUGGGGAGAUGUUUUUAGAAGAAAAGAAACCAAGCAUUGAUGAUAUUAAAGCAGCAAUCAGGCGGACCUGCAUGAAAAGAACAUUCACUCCAGUUCUUAUGGGAACAGCCUUGAAGAACAAGGGAGUUCAAACUCUGUUGGAUGCUGUUGUGGACUAUCUGCCAAAUCCUGCCGAAGUUGACAACUUUGCCCUCAAUGAAACUGGUUCGGAAGAGGUGAAAGUACUUUUAAAUCCAGCAAGGGACAGCAGCAAUCCCUUCAUUGCACUUGCAUUCAAAUUAGAGGCAGGCAAGUUUGGACAGUUGACGUACAUGCGCGUGUAUCAGGGCUGUUUGAAGAAGGGAGACAUCAUCUACAACACCAGGACCCAGAAGAAGAUCAGAAUUCCCAGGGUGGUCAGAAUGCAUGCGGAUCAAAUGGAGGACGUACAGGAAGUCUAUGCCGGAGACAUCUGCGCUCUUUUUGGCAUUGAUUGCGCCAGUGGAGACACAUUUGUUUCAAGAGGUAACCUCAACCUGUCUAUGGAGACUAUAUUCGUUCCUGAGCCGGUCAUCUCAAUGUCAAUUAAACCAGCCGACAAAUCAGGACAGGACAAUUUUUCAAAGGGGAUCAAUCGAUUCACCAGAGAAGACCCAACAUUUCGAGUUUACUUUGAUAAUGAAAGCAAGGAAACUAUUGUGUCCGGUAUGGGAGAGUUGCAUCUAGAAAUCUAUUCCCAAAGACUCGAACGAGAGUAUAAUACCAAGUGCGUGUUGGGCAAACCAAAAGUGGCUUUCAGAGAGUCCCUAACAAAACAAAUCGAAUUUGAUUAUACUCACAAGAGACAGUCUGGAGGUCAAGGUCAAUUCGGAAAGGUCAUUGGUUUUAUUGAGCCUCUCCCUCCAGAUCAGUUCACUUCGUUGGAAUUUGUUGACAAGACCACUGGAACCAACAUACCGAAACACUUCAUACCUGCAAUUGAGAAGGGUUUUCGACAAACGUGUGAAAAGGGGGCGCUGACAGGUCACAAAAUAUCCGGUCUCAAAUUUGUUCUCUUGGAUGGUGCCAGCCACGCUGUUGAUUCAUGUGAAUUUUCUUUUCAACUGGCUGCUGAAGGAGCUAUUAAGCAAGCCAUUGAAUACGGGGAAUGGAACAUAUUGGAGCCCGUGAUGAAUGUGGAAGUUACUGCACCGUCAGAAUUCCAAGGAUCUGUUAUGUCAGGUCUAACCAAGAGACAUGCUGUCAUCAUCGGUCAGGAUCAAGCUGAUGGAUAUUUCUCUGUGUUUGCUGAGGUUUUUAUUAAUUUUCAUUUUGGAUGGUUCACUCAAAUGCCACUAUAA
Helobdella robusta is the source of this 2271-nucleotide messenger RNA. RefSeq lists its product as hypothetical. Bases 139 to 2271 code for a protein of 710 amino acids. Gene Ontology annotation, biological process: mitochondrial translational elongation. Gene Ontology annotation, cellular component: mitochondrion. NCBI's taxonomy places the organism in Eukaryota, Metazoa, Annelida, Clitellata, Rhynchobdellida, Glossiphoniidae. The record is from RefSeq and is a predicted model, not a curated record. The transcript is spliced from 19 exons. Gene Ontology annotation, molecular function: translation elongation factor activity; GTP binding; GTPase activity.